AUGGGAUCCGUCAGCAAAGCAUACAUUGUCACUGGGGGAAGCUCAGGAAUCGGCCUCGCUGUUGUCCAGGCCCUUCUCGCCAAAGAUGCUGUUGUUCAUGUUAUCGAUAUAGCUCCAAAUAUUCCCAAACCUCUUCUGGAAGCCGAGCAGAGCGGUAGAGUCUACGUUCACCAAGGCAUCGACGUUAGCUCGCGCGCACAAGUUGACAAGACUUUCAAAGCAAUCCUCGAUCGCUCCCCCCGGAUUCACGGCCUCGUGAACAGCGCUGGAAUUAUUUCAGAGAGCCUCGACGGUUUGAAUCUCCCGGAAUCUGAUGAAUCGUUUCGGCGCGUGAUGGAGGUCAAUCUUUUCGGAACCUGGAUUGCAGGGACCGCGUAUCUGAACCACAUCUUGGAUUGCAAUCCAAGCCUGCGCAGUUCACCCGACGAAAUGGAAGUGAGAGAAGGACUUGGGAGCAUCGUGAAUCUGGCUUCUGAAUCGAUCCUCAGAACAGAUCCAGGAAUGGCUUCGUAUAAUACGAGCAAACACGCCGUGGUCGGCUUGACGAAGUCGUGGGCGAAAGACUUUGUCAGGCGCGGAGUGCGUGUCAAUUGUGUUGCUCCUGGGAUGACAGACACUCCAAUGAUUCAAAAUGAGAGUAUUCCUCCGGAGAUGGUGGAAGAGUUCAUCAAUACGGUGCCCUUGAAGCGGCCUGCUAGGCCGGAAGAGGUUGCUCAGCUCAUCGUCUUUCUGCUGGAGCCGACGUCGUCUUACAUGACCGGACAGACUAUCCCAAUCGAGGGUGGUAUUACCAUUUAG
Molecule: messenger RNA, 798 nt
Organism: Penicillium subrubescens
Lineage: Eukaryota; Fungi; Ascomycota; Eurotiomycetes; Eurotiales; Aspergillaceae
Product: SDR family NAD(P)-dependent oxidoreductase
Exons: 1
Coding region: 1-798 (265 amino acids)
Molecular function (GO): oxidoreductase activity
Source: RefSeq, a predicted model, not a curated record